Messenger RNA from Rosa rugosa (rugosa rose), 1044 nucleotides. Its product is annotated as mitochondrial uncoupling protein 1-like. The record is from RefSeq and is a predicted model, not a curated record. Gene Ontology annotation, biological process: mitochondrial transmembrane transport. Gene Ontology annotation, molecular function: oxidative phosphorylation uncoupler activity. The coding region runs from base 16 to 633 and encodes 205 amino acids. The transcript has 8 exons. NCBI's taxonomy places the organism in Eukaryota, Viridiplantae, Streptophyta, Magnoliopsida, Rosales, Rosaceae.
UUCUUGAAAGAAAAGAUGGCUAGGCUAGAUCUGUGUUGUGCCAAACUAUUGUACAAUAUUAAGUCCUUAUAUGUGGGCAAUGACUUUAUUGGAGAUGUUCCUUUAACAAAGAAAAUUCUUGCUGCAUUAACUACAGCUGCUCUAGCAAUCACAGUGGCAAAUCCAACUGAUCUUGUCAAAGUUAGACUUCAAGCUGAGGGAAAACUACCACCAGGCGCACCAAGGCGCUAUUCUGGCGCGCUCAAUGCGCAUUCCACCAUUUUGAGUCAGGAGGGAGUUGGUGAUCUCUGGACUGGAAUUGGACCUAACAUUGCACGUAAUGCUAUCAUUAAUGCUGCUGAACUAGCCAGUUAUGAUCAAGUGAAGCAGACGCUUUUGAAAAUUCCCGGGUUUAAGGACAAUGUUGUCACUCAUCUUUUUGCUGGUCUGGGGGCAGGUUUUUUUGCCGUCUGCAUUGGCUCACCAGUUGAUGUGGUUAAGUCAAGAAUGAUGGGAGAUUCUUCUGCUUACAAAAAUAGGAUCGAUUGCUUCGUUAAAACUUUGAAGAAUGAUGGACCUUUGGCCUUUUAUAAGGGCUUCAUCCCAAAUUUUGGACGGCUAGGAUCUUGGAAUGUGAUACAAUCAUGUUUCUAACCCUUGAGCAGGCUAAGAAGUUCGUGAAAAGUAGAGACUCAAAAUGAGAAGUGAAGCCAAGAGAGUGGACUUUGAUUGCGGGGGUAGCAUCUAGAGCAAACAAUAGUUGUUUAGAGAAUAAUAAGGCCCUCGACGAACCUUUUUCUCCCAUACUUUUGCUAGCUGUGGAGAAGAAUCAUCUGAAGGAAAACUGCUUAUUGGAAACUCAGAAGUUUAGAAAUAAUUAGCAUUCAUUUUCUGGAUUACAUAUGUUUCCUUUGUCAUCAUAUUGAUGAAUUGUGAUUAUAAAAUUUGUCUAUCAAGGCUCCAAUUGCUUUGUUUGCAAAGCCAAAUGCUAUCUCUUUGUUGUCACCAAUGAACUUAUUGAGGAUGGCAUGCAGAUAUAUCCUUGUUGGAUUUUCUUUUCCAGUA